Messenger RNA from Pneumocystis jirovecii RU7, 1536 nucleotides. RefSeq lists its product as uncharacterized. Gene Ontology annotation, molecular function: long-chain fatty acid-CoA ligase activity. The transcript has 8 exons. Bases 1 to 1536 code for a protein of 511 amino acids. The record is from RefSeq and is a predicted model, not a curated record. Gene Ontology annotation, cellular component: membrane; endoplasmic reticulum. NCBI's taxonomy places the organism in Eukaryota, Fungi, Ascomycota, Pneumocystomycetes, Pneumocystales, Pneumocystaceae.
AUGGAUUCUAUUUCUUAUAUUCUUUUAUUUUUAAUUACAGUCACUCUUUUCUUAUCUUUUUUCAAUAGAUAUCCUGAUAUUUCUCCGUAUUUAUUAGAAUAUCAGUCAUCUUUUUCUCAUUUUCGUAAUUCUGGAGAAUCUGCAAUAUAUAAGAAUAGGAUUAUUCCUUCUGAUUUAUUUUUUUUGAAAGAAAAGAUAUUUUACUUUGAAACAACUUAUUAUAAAAUUUUAAGAGAUAUUCUUCAAGAAGGCUUGAACAAAAAAUCCAAGUCAAAAAUAUAUUCUGUAUUUGGAAAAGAAAUACAUGAGUUUUCUUAUGAUGAUUUAAAAAAAAAGAUAUUAUCUUUUCAAAGUUAUAUUUUUAAUUUUUGUUCAAACAUAAAAAAACUUGCUGUUUUUUUGCCAAACACAUUAGAAAACUUUAUUGCAAGCAUAGCAGCUCAUUUUUCAGGAUUAACUCUUGUAGUUAUACCUGUCUUGGAAAAUAUCGAUUUUUCUUUUUUUAUGGAAAUAAUUUGUACUGUUAAACCAGAUUUAUUAAUUAUUUCUGAUAAUAUAUUCUCGUUAAAUGAUUUGAAAAAAAUUAGAAUGAUUUCUGAAAUUAUUCUUGUUACAAAGCAAAGUAAUUAUUUAACCUUAGAAAAUAUUGAUCCUACAAUAAAAAUUUGGGAUAAUAUUUGUAACUCUGAAAAUCUAUAUUUUGAAAAAAUAUUUAAUACAGUACAAGAUACUUUGAUUAUGUUUGUAAAUAUUGAAAAAAAUAGAAAGUUUACAAUAUCAGAGUUUUCUCAUCUUAAUUUUAUUUCUGCGUAUAUUGGAUUAAAAAAUGAUAUUUUAGAAAAAUGUGAAUUUACAGAUAAAGAUAUUUUUCAAUCAACUAUUCCAUAUUUAGAUAAUUUUUCUCGGAUUGUUCUUUAUAGUACUUUUGUAGCUGGUUCUAGUAUUAUUUUUAAAUCAGAAUUUUUGAAUAUUUCUGAUUCCAUAUGCCAUAAUUUGUUUCCGACAAUACUUUUAGUACCAUCUGAAACUAUUUUAUAUUUAGCUAAUAAAAUCGACUCAUAUUUAAAUUCUUCAAUAUUUAGUUUUUGGUACAAAUGGUCUAUUUCUUCUUUAAAUAAUGGAAGAAUUUCUAAAGGAAUCCCAUUCAUAUAUAAAUCGCUUGGAAUAACUAAUAAAUUGAAACUUUUGCUUACAAGUUAUACUUUUGAGAAUUUCACUGACUUAGAUAUAUCACAAAUUAGAACAAUUCAAGCAGGACUUGGUACUAAAAUUACACGUUCUUUAUGUUGUAAUAGGAUUUUUGGUCCUAUUUCAUCUACUAAUCCUAAUGAUUAUCGCCAUAAAGUUCAUUUUGGUCCACCUUCAUCUACUUUGGAAGUCAAAAUUGUUAAUUUAAAUUCUGAAAAUGAGUUUGAAUUAACAAGUGGACAUAUAUUUGCACGAGGACUGUCUGUUACUUUUAAAGACACUGAUAAUUGGGUUUAUACUGGAUUAAAUGGUAUUUUUGGAGAGGAUGGCUGUCUUAUAGUUAAAUAA